Halichondria panicea is the source of this 4013-nucleotide messenger RNA. RefSeq lists its product as uncharacterized. Lineage: Eukaryota; Metazoa; Porifera; Demospongiae; Suberitida; Halichondriidae. The record is from RefSeq and is a predicted model, not a curated record. Bases 120 to 3905 code for a protein of 1261 amino acids. The transcript is spliced from 18 exons.
UGAACCUUGUACUAGAUCUACUCGUCCACAGCACUUCACAGAGUUUGGCAAGAGUAGACUAGAUCUAUCUGUGCUGCUGUGUCUACUAUUCUGGCUAUCAAUUAAUCACACCAAGAAAAAUGAACCUGUGCUGGUUGUUGUGGUCUAGAUCUUUACUACUGUGGCUUGUAGUGCUCACUACAUUAACAUGGCCUUGUACAGAUUGUUUAGAGAUUACUGUUGACCCACUCUCUGGUACCGACAGUCUCUGCAUUUCUGGAACUAAUGAUUCAACUCACCCUUGUAAGACUCUCAAUCAUGCCCUCGGAAAUAGUAUGGACUGUAGGUGUAAGAAUGUUAUUCUGAAUCUCACAACAACUUUGGACAAUGUUGUCAUAAAGCUGGGUGAUGGAGUACACACAAUAGGUGAUUGCAUAGCAAUUAAUUUCCGUCAAAAUGUGACAAUCGAAGCUGAAAAUAGUGGGCAAGCAGUUAUUGAAUGCGGUCGUUUUCCGAGCAACAAACGUUACGAGACUGGUUUAUCAUCUUGUCACACUAAUGGUUUGACUUUCCGAGGUAUUGUGUUUCAGCAUUGUGGUCCAUACACACCAAAUGUAUUCCUCAACCGCACUACCAAUGUUCUCUUUGAGGAUUGUAUUUUCAGAAACAAUACUGGGGCACCAUUGCGAGUUGAGUUUGUACCAUCAAUCAGUCUUCGUAGUACAUCAUUUCUAAACAAUUUUAACCAAGCCCCUACAGAAACAGACACAGAGAACACGACAAUUUCCGAGCUUUUUGACAGUAUUACCACUGCUGGGGGUUUCACCUACUUCAGUCGAAAUGUGAGUGUUGACAUCGAGAUUUUUAACUGCACUUUCUCAAACAACUCAGCCGGACCUAAUGAUGUCAACAACACGAGACCAGUCCUGUUGAAAGCCAAUGGUCAUGGUGGUGGUUUGUUAAUACGAUUGGCUCAAAUCAAAGCGGCAACGAUUACGAUUGUUGAUUGCACUUUCUCUGAAAAUGAAGCAGAAGUUGAUGGAGGCGCAGUGUAUUUCUCACUUUCUGAAGGAUUCUCUUCGAGUCACAUUAUCCUAAGAAAUAACACUUUCAGAAACAACCAAGCAGGAGUGUCUUCUGGUGGAGCUGUAAGCUUGAAUCUUUUCCGGAACACAUUCAAUAAUUCUUUUGCUGUGGAAGACUGUUUGUUUGAAAGUAACCAUGCCAACGCUGGUGGUGGGUUCGGUAUUGCAUUGUAUGAUACAGGCAAUGAUAGCAUAACAUAUCCAGACUUGGCCUUGUUUGACAAUUGUAAGUUUACGUCAAAUCGAGCUAGCAAUGAAGGCACAGCUGUUGGUCUCUUUGCAUUAGUACAUGUGGAUGAGGUAGGAUUCCCUGUAGAUUUUACGAACUGUAUCUUUGAGAACAAUACAUCUACUAGUGAGCAUUCUAGUGCUCUAGUGGCGUUCAGAUUCCCCACGAAUUUCAACGGGCACAAUCAUUUUAUUGGCAACAAGGGAGGAGGUAUAACCCUAUUGAACACUAUUCUGAGAGCCAGUGGUACGAUUCUGUUUGAGAGUAAUACUGCCGUGUUUGGAGGGGGUUUGGCAAUGGACGAUCGGUGUCUGGUUGAGGUUCGACCCAAUGUCAAUCUGACCUUCAUCAACAACAUAGCUGAGGAAACUGGUGGAGCCAUUCACGUCAUAUUUCCUGCUAUACGGUAUACUACUGACAUCUUCAACAGGCUGUGCUUCCUUCAGUACAGAGAUCCGAUGGGAGGGGACCAACCACCUCACUUGUGGGAGAAUGUUACAGUGAGUUUCUAUAACAACUCGGCUCGUCUCAGUGGAGCUGCAAUUUACGCCUCGGAUAUGCAGCUGUGUUCCUGGUUAGGACCAGAGCUUACAAUGGGCCAAUCAAUUAUCUUUAACUAUCCGGACAAUUUGACUGUAACUCCACCAUUUCACUACAGUGGAAACAGAUUGACAGUUACCGGACAGGAAGAUGAGCGCUUGGCAACAGCUCCGCACAGAGUGCAUGUGAUUCCACAGUACAUGUUUGUUCAACCUGGAGAGACUGUGGUGAUGAACGUGUGGGCAACUGACCAGUUAGAUAACCGCAGAGAAGCUAUUUACUCUCUUGGUGGACCUCAUGGAGCAGAUAAAGUGGAUGGUCUCUCUACCAACAAUGAGAGUGUGCCGUAUCAAGUUCCUUCAGUGCCAUCUCUGACUGAAAGUGAUCACUCCUGUGACCCCUCAUAUCCUUUCAACGGCAGCUUUGCAUUGAGGUUCUCACUACCUGGAACAUCAGGUCUCGUGGAAUCAGUUGGCUUCAACUUCAGUGGUUGUCACCCUGGUUACAGCCUGGAUACUGACGUGUGCACGUGCAGAUGUGACACUUCUGAGCAAGAUGUCGAGCGUUGUGACAGUAGAGGGAGGUAUAUCUUCCUCAGAUCAAGUGUUUGGGCCAACGAAAGUGAGGAUGGAAAACUGAUCACUGCAAGAGUUCAGCCUAGCUUUGUGAACUGUGAAAGAGACGGUCAACUGCCAGGAUGUCGCUACCAGUUUGAUGACCCUAAUGCUCAGUGCACACAGGGAAGGGAAGGCAUCCUGUGUGGCCAAUGCGCUGAUGGCUAUGCUGUAACUCUGGAUCUAUUGACAUGCACACCAGCAAAUGACCAGUGUGCAAUGGGACUGGCUGUAUUUCUAAUACUCUACGUUGUGGUGAUCAUCAUAGCUUUGCUGGUGCUCAUCUUUGACACUGAGCUGCCCAAUGAAUUGAAGGGUUUUGUGUUCUACGCACAGGUGAUUGGUUUGGUGUAUCGGCCAUUUGUUGUACUCCAGUCUCAGUCAGACAGCUCCAUAGACCCUUUAGGUGUGUUCCUGAACUUACUUGGUUUCAGUCUUCCCUUCCCCGUGUGUGUGUCACCUUCUCUCAAAGCUCACCAUGUAGCACUGCUCGGCUACAUUACUCCAGUUAUCGGAGUGUUGAUGGUCUUGGGUUAUAUUAUCGGUGCUCGCCGUAUCAAGCUAUUGAGCAAUCACUCCGCACUGAAAGGCAUCACCUUCCUAUCCAUUUUUGUCUACAAAUACAUUGCAGACACAAGUUUCGUUCUAAUCAGCUGCAGUACUUACGAGGAAUAUGGAUUUGUGUUCCAGUAUGAUGGUUCUCAGCUAUGCACAGGCAUUGAGUUUGGCUUCUUUGUACUGUUUGGUCUGAUUGUGGUGGUAGUGUUUGUGUUUCCUGCUCCAUUUGCUGUGGGGUACAUUUGCAAAACUAGACCAAAGAGAUUUUAUCAGUAUGCUGAUGUGCUAACGGAGGGACUGAAGAAUAACAGAAGAUGGUUUGGUGGCUACGAUUUAGCGAGGAGGCUGCCAUUUGUUAUUAUUGGGUACUUUACUGUUCAAGCUAGGCCCUCACUAGUGCUCCUACUAAUGUCACUGUUUGCGAUGGCAGUGCUUCUCGUACACUUGCUGUCAAAACCCUACGAGAAUAACACUAUCAACAUGAUUGAGGCUCUGAUCUUAACUGAUUUGGUGGCUGUCACAGUGGUGUUCCUGGACCCUGUUGACCACCCUGUACCACAGUGGCUUAGGAUUGUCUUGCUCCUGCUACCCUAUCUUUAUGCAACACUCUACAUAACAAGGAUCAUCGCUAUGUACAUAUGGAAAAAUUAUCUUUCGAAACGUAUGUGGGCAAAAACGCUCACAGAGCGUGCUCGAGACUUACAGGGUCCCAAACACAAGCCGUCAGACAUCGUACUAGACGAUAGAGAGGGGGCAGAGACGAAGACAAACGGAGGAAACACAGAGAGAAGUACGGGUUUGAACACUGGGAGAAAGACCAGCGAUACGGAGCAGGUUAAGAAACGAGAUGGUUUUGAGGAUUCUUGUAGACAUUUGAGAGAACCACUACUAGAUUCAUGAGGUGUGUGUUUUUAUAAGUGGUGGUUAAUUACGUACUUUAUUUAUGGUUUCUGUGUUUCUUGUACGAUGCUAAUUAAUGUUUAAUGCUUUCUCAACUCACUGUUUAUC